GCCCCUUGAGGCGGCCGGGGCCGCCUUCCCGCGGCGGCGAGGUCCGGGAGAAGAUGGCGGCGGCCGCCGGCUGGGCCCUGCUGGGCCUGGCGCUGUGGCUGUGCGCGGCGGCCGGGGCCGGCGAGCCGGAGGGGAAGCGGCGAGCGGGGCCGGCCAAGAAGAAGGACAUUCGGGACUACAACGACGCGGACAUGGCUCGGCUGCUGGAGCAGUGGGAGAAAGAUGACGACAUUGAAGAAGGGGAUCUUCCCGAACACAAGAGGCCUCCAGCACCAAUAGAUUUCUCAAAAAUUGAUCCAGGCAAGCCUGAAAGUAUCCUGAAGCUGACGAAAAAGGGGAAGACUUUGAUGAUGUUUGUCACAGUGUCGGGAAAUCCCACAGAAAAGGAGACUGAAGAAAUUACUAGCUUGUGGCAGGGCAGUCUCUUCAAUGCAAACUAUGACGUGCAAAGGUUUAUCGUUGGCUCAAAUCGUGCCAUCUUUAUGUUACGUGAUGGCGGUUACGCCUGGGAGAUCAAAGACUUUCUGAUAAACCAAGAAAGGUGUGCGGAUGUUACUCUGGAAGGUCAGGUUUAUCCUGGCAAAGGAGCAGAAGAAAAUGAGAAAGUGAAAAACAAAACAAAACCUGAAAAAGCAAAGAAGAAAAAAGAUGCAGACAAGAAAUCUAAUAGCAUCAAAGAGGACAACCGAGCAACCAAACAGAGAGAGGAUCUAUGACAGACGCGUUAACCAGACUGAAUGCUGCUCUGCUGUUCCUUGGAGGGAAACUAAUUUUCCAUACAAUUUCUGGCUUUACUGGGGGGGAAGGAAGGAAGCAGAGGUUACUGAGGUUAAGAGACUUCUAUGUUGAAAUACACCAGUUUACUUAUUAAUAUUGGCCAUUUGUUUAGUUACAGGAAAGGUAAUGUUUAAUACCAGCGAUUGACUACUUUAGUUUGUAAUUUUUUAUGCUUUCGUUGUUGUUUAAAAUAAACAUACAAAUCUGUGUGUCUAACAUCACAAGCUUAAUUUAAAUGGAAAAGAAGAAAUACAGUCUCAGAAUACGCCGAUGUUCAUCUGUAGUAGCCGCAUCCAUCUUGGGUAUGCAAGUUGGUUGUUGAUUCAUAGAUGCUGUUAGAUAGCAGAGUACAGUGCUAAAAGAUUCUCUUGGAAGCCAGUUUGCUAGAUUCAGUUGGCAAAACUGCCUAAAAUUGCAAAGAAUAGUGUUACAGUGGCCAAAGAUGCCUGAAAUUACGGCGUUUAGGAUGUGUCUGGUUAGACUGCCUGUUUCUUUAUAAAAUAAACAGAACUGAUUCUGUAUGUCCCCAGAAAUCCACAGAAGUUCUUAGAAGCAUGGUGGAAGAAGCUAAGGCACGUACUGUGCUGAUGCACUCCAAAUCAGUGCAGAAAGGAGGUUCUGUACCCAUCAGAAGUGAUGAUGGGAUGUUAAUGAAUUAUAGCACCUGUGUGAGCAGUGCGGGGGUGAAAGGAAAAGUCAAAUUCAUGCCAUUCAGAUUGCUGUUGCUGCCAAAGAACUGUGCCUGUGGAAGGGAAUGUUAUGUAUGCCCCGUUAUCUAGACAGUGAGCUAGAAGAAAUAGCUUUAACUCUGAAAUGAAUUCAUUUUACUGGUUUAAGGUUUUGUUUAAAUCUCUGAAAAAGCACUAGUUACAGUACAGAGUUAAACUUUGAGUUAGACAUAUCACUGAUGUUUAAUAACCAGCUCAUGUUCGGGGGGUUUUUUGGGUACGGAUUCCUGACUGACGUGGUUGAUUGUAAAUGAACAUUUGAUUUAAAUACUAUGAAGUUUGACGUAUGGGAGCAAAUGUGAUUUCUCUUUGAAAGACUUUGUAUAACUGGGAGGGUUUUGUUAUUAUUCAGUUAAAUCCAUUGCUUAGAAUUGUUUCCCUUCUGCCUUACUGUCUGUUAAGGACUAAAUGCACCUAGUAUGUAUGGUCCACAUCAUUUUCCAGGGGAUGAGCACAGUAUUAACUGUCUUCAUUCGUUACUACUAAGAUGUUACUUUGACUCUUUAUUUAAGGUGCUAAAAUCCAAGUGUUUUGGAUAAAAGGUCCCAACUGAACCAUAAUGGUUGAUCUUGUGGAAUACUUCAGUAUCAAAAGUGGGAGGCUGUGACUUACUGAGUGCUUGUUUUAAAAUAAAAGAUGUCACUAAACUUACUGUCUCACUGAGUAGUAAAAACCUUUUAAAUAAUUAUACGUUUAGUUAGGUAUUCGAGAGACAGACUAACUUGUCUUUGGUUUCUGUACAUGAGGACUAAAUGAUGUUGAUGAAGGUUCCAGGUGAUCAGUUUAUUUAAUUUUAAUUAAAUUUGUAUAAAUUUAGGAUUAAAGAAACCUUUCCAGCCACACUUCAUUAAACAGGUCUGUGCCUGUUUGUCUGAGUGGAAAAGUGAAAAUCAUGUGUUUCUUCAGGUUUAACUGUAUUACUUCUAUAUGCUACUGUUAACCCAAACGUGUAGUGGAGUUGAGGAGAGUCUCUGUAGAUACUUGGAUAUCGCAUUGCAUUGAGGAGAGAUGUGCAGUCCAUUUCUUGUCCAGAACUAAUUUAUCAUUUUGUCAAGUGUUCUGGGUUUGUACUUCCCCUUUUUUUUUUAAAGAAUAUUGCUUUUCAUCUCAGGAGAUGAACAGAGGUCAGAUGACACUAUAAAUAUGAAAUAUUAAUGUGUUUUUUCGUUUUACAACUUAAAUCUAUGGUAUAGAGAUGACAAUUCAGAUUAUGAUGAGAAAUGUGGCAAUGCAGUUUCUGUAGUUUUCCUAAUGUUAUAAAACAUAAACAUGAUUUCUUUUUUGAUCAAAUUGGGUUCUUCCUGAGUUAAAUAAUGAAGCAAUGUGAAACAGUAUACAAAUAAUACAAAAGCAAAUUAGCCAAGGAGGAGAAACAAUUACUACACUGUAGCUAUAGCCCAGCUUUUGAGAACAGAUACUUGUUUUAGUCAUUCAUAAAUCUACGUUUAUAGUAGCUUGGGUCUUUUCCCUUUAUAGUUAAAAGGAGGGGGGACGGCUUUGUUGAAAUUCAGCCAGCCAAUUGACUGUGGGUUUUGUUUGGUUGUUUUGAGUCAUUAAGUUGCCUGUGCCAAAUGCAGGCAUGUUUUGUGCCACAUAACUUAUUUAAAUUUUAAAGUGUUUGGAGUUUUUUUAGGUUUUUAAUAGGAGUAAUGACCUGAGGGUUGCUUUUGAUAUAAAAUACAAAACACUGCCUUCAAGUAGCUUUUCUGUCUUCCACUUUUCUUCUCCCUUUUUCAUGCUUUACACUCAAAAAAUAAUUAAAUACGCUAGUAACUAUAACGUGGCAGUCUGGCAGGAACUUCUUCAUCAGCCAGUCUUUGGUAUCGCAGUUCAUAACUCUACUCCAAAACAACUUACAUUCUCUUUUAAAACCAAUAAGUCUUUGAGACCCUAGCACUUGUCCUGGUACAGCGUUGCGUAAGCAGAUGUUAUUUGGUAAUGAUGUAAGAGGCCCGAACACUAUACCACUUUUUUGGUAUAUAUAUGUGUAUAUAAAAAAAGAUCUUCAAAAAGUUACUUAAGGUCAUUAAUGUUCUGUAAGUACCCCAGCAGAUGUUGGAUUUUGAAUUUGAGUCUCAUCAGGCUUCCAGUAACAGAUUUUUGGCUCUACCUACAGGCAAUUCAGAUAGAGCCUUUAAAACUAAUUUCAACAAGUAGAGUGGUGAUUAUAGCUCUUAUUAUUUCCCUAUUUUUUCAGUACUAAACAGAGGUAUGUGGAAAAUCAUCUGCUUUCCUGACAGCUAAACGUCUGCUGUAUUUCUCCACUCAGCUUAGUGGUUUCUCUGUUCUAGUGCCAUAAGUAAGUUUUCUAAGUUGCCAUUAUAUUUUUAACCCAGCUGUCCUCAGAAAAAAACACUUUGUCAAUGAUACUACAUGAGAUGUGGUUGCACUAUGUGACAAAUUUUCAAUGGACAAUCAAUUUUUUAUGUAAUAAAAUACUGGAACAAAUA
Molecule: messenger RNA, 3955 nt
Organism: Aquila chrysaetos chrysaetos
Lineage: Eukaryota; Metazoa; Chordata; Aves; Accipitriformes; Accipitridae
Gene: MESD
Product: mesoderm development LRP chaperone
Exons: 3
Coding region: 54-716 (220 amino acids)
Biological process (GO): protein folding
Molecular function (GO): low-density lipoprotein particle receptor binding
Source: RefSeq, a predicted model, not a curated record